AGUCCACCUUUUUGACUGGACAUCUCUAGGAAGAGGAAAGUGAGGUGCGUUAAGACUACCUUUAUAGGUUAAUCAUGGGAGUGGUAGUUCUGUCUAUGCCCCUUCGGGGAGGGGUUCUUCACUGUUUGCAGGAAUCCUCCUAGGACCUGUAGCAAAGAUCCUGUAAUCAGGCUCCUGAACUCUGAAGAUCACGUACAAAACACAUCACUGCGUUUGCUGGAAAAGGAGAAACAUUAUAAGAAUAUCUGACAAAUUCAGUAUUCUGAACAAGACAAUGUCUGAAAAGACCGAGAACCAAACCUCAGACCUUCCUGAUGCACACAGAGGCCGCAUGGAUGUGACACCUUCAAAUGAGCACAGAGGAGAACCGUAUGUCUGUGAUCAGAUGAAGACUGAGGAGGAUGAAGUUCCUAUAAAUACAGAUACAGACAAAGAUAACCCUGAUAUAGUGAAAGUUGAGAUAACAGAAGAUCUGUUGGGAGCCUCGGAUGAGGAAACCAGUGACAGUAACUGUUCAGAUUAUUAUAAUCCUAGAUAUGACCAGAAUGCUGAUUCUUCUUGCAGUCUUUUUCAAAGUGAAGAAAGCCACAUGAGAAAUGUAUGUUCUGAAUGUGGAAAAUGCUUUACCAGGAAAUCAAGUCUUGUUAAUCAUCAGAAAAUCCAUUCAGGAGAGAGACCAUUUUCAUGUUCUGAAUGUGGCAAAUGUUUUAUAGAGAAAUCAACUCUUAUUAAACACCAGAGCAUUCAUAAAGGAGAGAAAUCAUAUUCUUGUUCUUAUUGUGGGAAAUGUUUUAAUCAGAAAUCAACUCUUACUACACAUGAGAAAAGUCAUACAGGAGAGAAACCAUUUUCAUGUUCUGAAUGUGGGAAAUGUUUUAUGCGGCGAUCAGAUGUUCGUAAUCACCAGAUAAUUCAUACAGGAGAGAAACCAUUUUCAUGUUCAGAAUGUGGGAAAUGUUUUAACAGGAAAUCAAAUCUAAUUAGUCAUCAGAAAUCUCACACGGGAAAGAAAGCGUUUUCAUGUCCUGAUUGUGGUAAAAGUUAUGUCUGGAAAGGAGAUCUUGUUUAUCAUCAGAAAUAUCAUACAGGAGAGAAAGGAUUGUCAUGUUCUCAAUGUGGAAAAUAUUUUACCUGGAAAUCUGAUUUUAUUGCUCAUCAGAAAACUCAUACAGGAGAGCAAUCCUUGUUAUGUUCUGAAUAGGUAACUAUAUCCUUUGAGGCUACUACAUUACUGAGCUUAAAAGGACAGUUUAUCCAAAAACAUUAAUUUAAUUUGUUCCCAAUGAUUCAUUGUACGUGUGUGAGUGUAUUAAAUUGUUUACAAAUAGCUCUCACCUAUCCCGAAAGUUUCUAUACCUAGGUAUAGGCUAUUGAGAAACUAUUUAAACACAGACAGCAGAAGAAAUUACACUCACAGUGGUAGGUGGAAUAGAUGAAGUUGUAAAAUCUUCAUUUUCAAUUGUUCUUUGUAAGUUUUAUACAGAGAGAAAGAGAAGAAAUGGAAGCAUUUGAGUGAUAAGAUAGCAAGAUACAAGCCUAGCCUAUUUUGAUGGGCUGUGGUUUCAAAGAGCAAAUCCAUCUAUUUAUUUUGCAAAAGGAAGCAUAAAUGAGCAAUUUCACAUACAUUUUAUACGCUGCAGCUGGUAUAAAAAGUCAUAGGGGGCACAUUCAAGGAAAAAAAUUGGAGAAAAUGUUAGGGUAAACUGUCCCUUUAACUAGUGCUAGAGAAAACAAUAAGUGUGUGUGUAUAUAUAUAUA
Bombina bombina (fire-bellied toad) is the source of this 1758-nucleotide messenger RNA. Its product is annotated as gastrula zinc finger protein XlCGF17.1-like. Lineage: Eukaryota; Metazoa; Chordata; Amphibia; Anura; Bombinatoridae. The record is from RefSeq and is a predicted model, not a curated record. Gene Ontology annotation, biological process: regulation of transcription by RNA polymerase II. Bases 275 to 1201 code for a protein of 308 amino acids. The transcript is spliced from 6 exons. Gene Ontology annotation, molecular function: DNA-binding transcription factor activity, RNA polymerase II-specific; RNA polymerase II cis-regulatory region sequence-specific DNA binding.